GAAAAGAUGGCUGGGUGCACUUGGGCUGUUUUCUGUAGAAGCGUCUCAGCCGUCCUGAAGGCUUCCAGUUCAUUAGUAACGGCUAAGGCCCCUGCUAGCAUAGGGUUUUCUCUUAAUUUGUUGUCUAAGACUACACCGAAUGUCACAUCUUUUCACCAGUGUAAAUUACUUCAUACCACAAUGUCAAAGAGAGGACUAGAAGAAUUUUUUGAUGACCCAAAGAACUGGGGGGAAGAAAAAGUAAAGUCUGGAGCUGCAUGGACCUGUCAGCAAUUAAGGAACAAAAGUAAUGAAGAUUUACAUAAACUUUGGUAUGUCCUACUGAAAGAAAGAAACAUGCUUCUAACUCUAGAGCAGGAGGCCAAGAGGCAAAGACUGCCAAUGCCAAGUCCAGAGCGGUUAGAAAAGGUAGUUGAGUCCAUGGAUGCACUAGAUAAGGUUGUCCAGGAAAGAGAAGAUGCUUUAAGGCUUCUUCAGACCGGCCAAGAAAAGCCUAGACCUGGUGCUUGGAGAAGAGAUAUCUUUGGAAGAAUCAUCUGGCACAAGUUCAAGCAGUGGCCUUUACCUUGGUACCUAAAUAAAAGAUACAAUAGGAAACGAUUCUUUGCAAUGCCUUAUGUGGAACAUUUUGUCAGACUGAGACUUGAAAAACAAGCCCGCAUCCAAGCAAGAAAGAAAAGUUUAGAGAAAAAGAAAGAAAAACUUCUUCUGGAAAAGUUUCCACAUCUUUCUGAAGCCCAGAAGUCAAGUCAUACUGUCUAAGUUGUUGGAACUCCUAAUGUACAUUUUGUCUUUCUUG
Messenger RNA from Castor canadensis (American beaver), 799 nucleotides. RefSeq names its product mitochondrial ribosomal protein L47 (gene Mrpl47). Lineage: Eukaryota; Metazoa; Chordata; Mammalia; Rodentia; Castoridae. Gene Ontology annotation, cellular component: mitochondrial ribosome; mitochondrial large ribosomal subunit. Gene Ontology annotation, biological process: mitochondrial translation. The record is from RefSeq and is a predicted model, not a curated record. Gene Ontology annotation, molecular function: structural constituent of ribosome.